AGGAUUUGACUCUUUCGCGCGCUCUCUCUCUUUCUGUGUGGCUUGUUUCUGACUCUGAGAUGACGGCUGCUGCGACGAUGGACGCUGCAGUGCCGCUGUCGAGGCAGAGUUCGCGCGACGCCGACUCGCUCAAGACGCUGCUCACCCUCAUCCCUACCACGAGCGCCAGACAAGACCUCAACCGAUUCACGCGCCUGUUCACGGCCACCGCACUGAUCGGCGCCUGUGUCGCUGCGUUUUACUAUGGCUUGCCGUGGUUUAUGCUGCCGCUGUGGUGGGCCGUGUACGGCACCGCCCUGUACGGCCUGUUCUCGGUGGCCGCUGCCUGCUCGGACGACUCGCUCACCAGCAGCAAGCUCAUCAACCGCGUUGUCGGCACCAUCGCGCUGCUUCCCGUCCUGAUUUCGUUCGAGAGCCUCAAGCACCGCCGUCGCCUGGUCGCCCAGGCCAUCGCCGACUCCAAGACCACCGCCAUCCACGCCGUCGAUGCCGCUGUCGAGCGCGUUGGCUCGCUUUGGUACGGAUGGUACUUGUCCAGCUUUGUCGACUGGAUUGGCUCGGCGAUCGUCUUCACCCGUGACCAGUGGUACUACUUUGUCAUCAACCACGUCAUCCUCUUUGCCUUUGCCGCGGUCUUCUUCCCGGUCAUGGUCUACCUGGUCGGCUACUGGGGUCUGCUCAAGUUCUGGGUCGGUCCAUUCCUCGUCUACCACCUCUGGAUGUCCUCGUCCAUUCGCGUGCGUCUCGCCAUGUCUGUCGAGAUUCGCUUCCUUCAGGAGCGUGCCGAACAGUACAAGUCGCUGAUUGCUCGUCUAGAGCAGGUGCCAGAGUCUGCCGUCCACGAAAUUUCGCAGUGGCUGGCCUCCGUCCGCUCGGCAGCUGCCGACAAGAACCUGCGCAUCGACAGCUGGCGUCUUCGCUUUUUCGACUACUUUUUUGGCAGCGAUGUGUUUGGACCGACCCCUGCCGUGUCGAGCGUGUUUGAGCCAGUGACCCCGGCGAGCUCGCCUGUUAGCGUUGCGGACGCCGACCUCAACGAGACGCACGCCAACGAUGUUGCCGUCACCUCGCCCCUUGACGCUCCGUCCGAGCCCAUCAAGGCCCCUGCGGACGACAAGCAAGCCUCCCUCAUUUCGCGCAUCAACUGGGUCACGGCCACUUGGCUGACCGUCACCCCGCUGCUGUCCAUUUACGGCCUCGCCACUUGCGACUGGCACCUGAAGACGUUCGUUCUUGGCUUUGUCCUGUACCAGCUCGGCGGCAUCGGCAUCACUGCUGGCUACCAUCGCCUCUUCUCCCACCGCUCCUACGAUGCGGCAACCAUUCCCAAGAUGAUUCUCACGGUCAUGGGCACUUCGAGCUUUGAAGGCUCUGUUUUCGAGUGGUGCAGCGACCACCGCGCACACCACCGCUACACGGACACUGACCGCGACCCUUACAACGUCAAUCGCGGCUUCUGGUACGCGCACAUGGGCUGGUUGCUGUUCAAGAACAAGACGCGCCACACGUUCAGCGACAUUUCCGACCUGCAAAAGAUUUCGUGGCUCCAGUUCCAGCACCGCUACUUUGCCUUGCUGGCCAUGCUCACUGGUCUGGUCCUGCCUACCCUCAUUGCAGGUUUUGGCUGGGGUGAUUGGAUGGGCGGUUUCCUGAUCGCCGGCGUCGGUCGCACCGUCUUCCUGCAGCAAUGCACCUUCUUUAUCAACAGUCUCGCUCACUUCUGGGGCGAUGCCACCUAUUCCGACCAACGCUCGCCCCGUGACUCGUACUUUGUCUCGCUGCUCACUUUCGGCGAGGGCUACCACUGCUUCCACCACGAAUUCCCGUACGACUACCGCAACGGCAUUCGUGCGCUCCAUUACGACCCCGGCAAAUGGGUCAUUGCCUCCAUGGAGAUGCUCGGACUGGCGUGGAACCUGAAGCGCUUCCCCGACGAGGUGAUUGAGAAGGGCAAGCUACAGAUGCAGCAAAAGCGCCUGAACGAGGCCAAGAGCAAGAUUGAGUGGGGCCCUGCCAUCGACUCGCUGCCAUUCAUCACCAUGCAGGACAUGAGCAAUCGCGUGGCCGAGGGUGCCAUGCUGCUCGUCGUUGACAGCAUCGUCCACGAUGUCCGCGAUUUUGCCGACCAGCACCCCGGCGGCGCACCUCUCCUCAAGUCGUACAUUUGCAAGGAUGCCUCGCUUGCCUUCAACGGCAUGAGCUACAAUCAUUCGCUUGCGGCUCGCAACAUUCUCAAGACGCUUCGCAUGGCGCGCAUCGAGGAUGCCUCGUCCGAGAAGAAGACCCAGUAAAAAAAAAAAAAAGGGCGAAGACAACAAAUAGUUGCGGAUUUCAUUCAUCUGAUUUUAACUGGCGUGUUGCAUGUUGAGAACGGUUUGGAUUGGUAUGCAACUGGUCAGAGUAC
Messenger RNA from Capsaspora owczarzaki ATCC 30864, 2404 nucleotides. Its product is annotated as delta 9 fatty acid desaturase. The record is from RefSeq and is a predicted model, not a curated record. Gene Ontology annotation, molecular function: stearoyl-CoA 9-desaturase activity; iron ion binding. The transcript has 3 exons. The coding region runs from base 60 to 2291 and encodes 743 amino acids. Lineage: Eukaryota; Filasterea; Ministeriida; Capsasporidae. Gene Ontology annotation, biological process: unsaturated fatty acid biosynthetic process. Gene Ontology annotation, cellular component: endoplasmic reticulum membrane.